AUGUCAGAUGAGAAGCGUCCACUUCAGUUUGAGAGCUUGGCUCUACACGCUGGAGAGAAUGUCCACGAUGUUCAGUCAGGGACUGGUGCAUUGACUACUCCACUAUAUGCAUCGACUUCAUUCACUUUCAACAACAGCCAGCAUGGAGCUGAUAUCUUUGCCGGGAAGGCCCAAGACUUCGCUUAUAGUCGGCUAGGAAAUCCCACAUCGGCGGUCUUCGAACAAAGAAUAGCAGCUUUAGAAGGAGGCGCUGCGGCUCUUCCUGCUUCAUCCGGAGAAGCAGCUCGCUGGAUGGCCAUUGCUGCUCUAGCAAUGGCCGGCGAGAACAUCAUUGUGGCUGCUACAGUGUCCGAAGAAACCUACACUCUUUUCAAAUAUCGACUCGCAACACAGGGUAUUACGGUCAAAUUUGUUGAUAUUAACGAUACAGAUUCUGUCAGAGACGCGAUUGACGACAAGACACGCGCUGUAUACAUUGAGAGUAUCAGCAGUGUUGGCCUUGAAAUUGCAGACAUCUCGGCUGUGGCAUCACUUUCUCAUGAAGCUGGCGUUCCUCUGGUAGUGGACAAUACAGCUGGUGCCGCAGGCUACCUUAUUCGUCCCAUCGACCACGGGGCUGAUAUCGUAAUCAACUCAACAUCCGAAUGGGUUACAGGAACCGCGACAACAGUCUCCGGAGUCAUCGUCGACAGCGGAAAAUUUCCUUGGAAAGAGCAUUCUUCUAGAUUCCCUCAUCUCACGCAGCCUUCGCCAGGUUACCACGGUAUGAACUUUGUCGAGCAGUUUGGCAACAUUGCGUACAUACUAUACGUGAGGAUGGCUAUUCUUCGAGAUGGUGGGGCAUGUCUUAAUCCAUUCGCAACAUCGUUUGCUUUGGCGGGACUUGGAAGUCUGUCACCUAGAGUAGAUCGGCAUAACAGUAACGCGCUGUCGCUUGCUGCGUGGUUACAGACGAAUGAAAAGAUAGCGAAAGUAGUUUUUCCGGGACUCACGACACAUCGCACUUUUUCGCGUACACCCAAGUACCUUCGUCAAAACUCUGGGUAUGGAUCAGUGUUGCAUUUCGAUCUAAAGGAGGGUGGAUCGGAGAAGGUAGCAACUCUUGUUGCCAACUUAAAGCUUAUCAAGCCGUCGACUGGACUAGGAAAUCCGCAAACCUUAAUCUACGUGCCCGACGAAAGCUCGGCAGUUAGGGAACAGAUCAAAGGUGUCGAUGAUGCUAGCAUUCGUGUCUCGGUUGGUCUGGAGCAUAUAGACGAUAUCAUCCAGGAUCUGAAAGAAGCUUUGAAGGUUGUUUGA
This is a messenger RNA of Talaromyces amestolkiae, 1299 nucleotides long. RefSeq lists its product as uncharacterized. The record is from RefSeq and is a predicted model, not a curated record. Gene Ontology annotation, molecular function: pyridoxal phosphate binding; transferase activity, transferring alkyl or aryl (other than methyl) groups. Lineage: Eukaryota; Fungi; Ascomycota; Eurotiomycetes; Eurotiales; Trichocomaceae. The coding region runs from base 1 to 1299 and encodes 432 amino acids. The transcript has 9 exons. Gene Ontology annotation, biological process: transsulfuration.